Molecule: messenger RNA, 2857 nt
Organism: Aricia agestis (brown argus)
Lineage: Eukaryota; Metazoa; Arthropoda; Insecta; Lepidoptera; Lycaenidae
Gene: BicC
Product: protein bicaudal C homolog 1
Exons: 20
Coding region: 187-2742 (851 amino acids)
Cellular component (GO): cytoplasm
Molecular function (GO): protein binding; RNA binding
Source: RefSeq, a predicted model, not a curated record
GUUGGUUACUGCUAGGCUAAUUUCAGUCGGGCUCGGGAAGAAAACCAACAUAGCGGUUUAGGUUAACUAAAUAUUUUUAAAAUAUUAUGUUUUAGUAAUUUUAUUAUUUUUUACAUUAAAAUACAUCGAUGUUUAUUAUUCGUAUACAUUUAUGACUUUUAUUGAAUUUUAAAUAAUAUUUUAACAAUGGCAUCUACAAACUAUUUAACUACGAAACCACAUCUAACAGAAUUCAAAAGCAACGCUGACAAGGAUACAUUAAGUGAGGCUUCCGAAAGUGGCACAAGUAAUUCAGUGACGUCGGCAGAAGAUUUACAAAAGUUAGCGGUUAUACUUGGACUGAAUAGUGCUGAAGAUGUGUACCAAGAGAGAUUUCGAGUGGACCGACGUCGUUUGGAGGGCAUGCUCGCAGAUAAUUUGGAGGAAUCGCAAACGGCUCAAGCUUUUUUUCAUCGGGUAAUGAAUGAAACGAAUACUCUUAUCAACUGGCCAGCGAGAUUGAAAAUAGGAGCUCGGUCCAAAAAAGAUCCUCAUGUUCGAAUCGCUGGUCGAGUUGAUGAUGUUAAGCUUGCAAGAGAGAAAAUUAUGCAACUUUUGGAUACAAGGAGCAACAGGGUCACUAUGAAGAUCGACGUUAGCUACACUGACCACUCGCAUAUUAUUGGAAAGGGUGGUCUGACCAUAAAGCGCGUGAUGGAGGAGACCGGCUGCCACAUCCACUUCCCGGACUCCAACCGCACCAGCACCCUGGAGAAGAGCAACCAGGUGUCCAUAGCUGGCGACAUGGAGAGGGUGGAGCGCGCCAGAGCCCGCGUCAGGGCACUGACGCCGCUGGUAUUCUGCUUCGAGCUGCCCGUAGUAGGGCCUUCACAGCCGCUGCCUGACAUCAACUCGCCCUACGUACAGCAGAUACAGGAGCAGUAUAAUGUGCAGGUGAUGGUCCGCAACCGGCCCAAGCUGCACGCGAACCUGCUGGUGGUGAAGGGUGUGCAGUGGGAGGUGCAGGCUACCAUGGAGGCCACCACGCUGCUCAUGAACUACAUGUGCGGCCAGCUCGCGUUGCAGACGCAAGUCCAGAUGUCGCUGGAGAUAUCUCCCAUCCACCACGCCGUAGUAGUCGGGCGGUACUCGGAGCAGCUGAAGCUCAUCACGCGCGGGACCCACACCCAGAUCAUGUUCCCCGACGCUGACGACCCCAAUGUGCCCGCGCUGCGCCGCAGCUGCGUCACCAUCACCGGCCGCAUCAGAGACGUGUAUAUGGCGAGACAGCAGCUAGUGGGAAGUCUCCCCUUAGUAGUAAUAUUCGACGUGCCUGAGGAAGCGUGUCGGAUGGACAACGAUGCGGUAGCCAAGUUGAUGACGAAACACAACGUCAGCAUCAGCGUGCGUCGGAAACCGAAACAGGGCAUCGCCAGCAUCGUGAUUAAAGGCAUCGAGCGGUGUGCUGGUGACAUUUACGAAGCGCGGCGCGAACUCCUCGGAGGCAAGGAACCUCUCAUCACGGCGGAGAUACCGGAGUCCUACAACAUCCCCUCGCUCACCAACACAAUGCCCAACUUCACCCCAUUCAACCCCUUCUCCCCCAACUCCAACUCCCCGUGCUCCCCCUUCAACCUCCAGAUGGAGUACAACAGCCCCAUGUACCCCCACAAUCCCCCCACUCCAGGAGGCUACACCCCGUUGUCGCCCGUGGCUAUAACCCCCCCGGUUUUCCCAAAUAACUGGAUGGUACCAUCUCCGCAGCCGAGGUCAGGACAGUUCUUCCCGAACCUGAGCCCGAAUCAACCGGUUAUGUAUAAGAAUCAAGCGCCCUGGAAUCCAAUGGCGAAUGGCGGAGAAAUGGUGGGCGGAGCGCCGGGGCCGGUGCCGCAGCCCUACCUACAUGUUGCAGAUGGCAGACCUGUGACACUGAGCCAGCUGCUGAACUCCAGCUCGCAGGCGAGCUCCGGGUACCAGAGCAAUUUCACCGGCAGCUCGGUAUCGCUCGACACGCAGAACGUCUCAGGCGGUGAAGUAUGUAACGUGGGGUCGCCGUCGGUAUCCCCCAUCAGCAAGGCGCACACGCAGAGCCCGACAGCCUCCUCGGAGAAUGAUCGCUCACAACAUGAAAUAGCGUCUAUAAUAUCGGAGUUGCCGCUGUCGGAGCGGCGUGCGGUGGGCUGCGAGAAGAAAACCCUGGAGACCCUCGGCAAACUGUCCCCGCGGGCCGACCUGAGACGCCUGAGAGCUGAGGCUGAUAAGGCGAUGCGCUCCCCGGCCAGCGGGUACCGCGUGCCGACUACUCGCUGGAGCGGCCUGUACUUCAGCCACACCUCGCCCGGACCCAUCACGCUGCCGGACGCCGAGCCCGCCACGGUAACUCCUGAGAAAGGAUGGAACAAGUCAGAUCUGGUACGGCCCAGUAUCGUGGAGCCCGCGCCUGCCCCUGCGGCAGCGCCCUCGCCGGGAGCGAAGCCCUGCCGCUACCAGCAGCUGUACGAUUUGUUGAGAGACGUGGGACUGCAUAAAUAUAUUGAUCUAUUCAAGAAGCACGAGCUGGACAUGUCGACGUUUGCGUCGCUCAGCGAAGCCGACCUCAUCGAGAUCGGAGUAAGCGCGUUCGGUGCGCGCCGCAAGAUGCUCAUGCUUAUUUCCGAGAUGCAAAAGCAGGCGAGCUCGUUCAAGGCCGGCCCACCGAGCGGCAAAAAGCUGAUCAACUCGCCGCCAUACAACACGGCUGCGCUCGCGCAGGACAAGUGGUAGAUAGAUGAUGGUGAUAAGACGGCGCUUAUGUGACUGAAAAUUACAGGCUUUUAGCCAGUAGUGAAGGGCUGCCACAGGUUACUUCAAAAAUGAAAUAGGACAUUCAAAUGUCCCU